AUGGCCGCUACGCAAAAGCUUUCAGACGACAAGUUCCGGUGCUAUCACUGUCUCACUGUCAUGGAUCGACGUCUCGCACGCAACCAUGUCGGCGGCCAUAUCCUGAAGGCCAUGCGCCAUGUCGAAGAAGGGCUUGCUGGUAUUCCAGUUGGCUCCGAGAUGCCUUGCGGGUUCUGUGGACGAUCGGGCAUCUCUAUGUGCUCGCAGCUUUACCUCACUGCUGGAAGGUCUCCCCAGCCUCGUAGCGAUUGCCCCCACUUCUACGCAUUCCAGUACAAGAGCAGCCUCAAGUCUACGCAGACGAUGCCUUGCACGAACACUCCCAUCCUCUGCCCCGUCCCUGGCUGUACUCAGAGCACCCCAGACAAGCUUUUUACGGCGGUAUGGAAGUACAACAUGCCUCAGCACGUCCGCAUGCAACAUCCCGGCUACUCCAUUGACGGUUUCGAGGAAGGAACACUUCUACCACAACUUCUAUGUGUCAUGGAUAUCACACAUGAGGAGGAGAAGGCCCUCGGUAUUCCGGAGGGUGUCAUCCCGGCCCUCAAGCGCACUGACAUCUUGUCUCAAGCUCCGAGUACGCAAGGUAAGUAA
Molecule: messenger RNA, 594 nt
Organism: Trametes versicolor FP-101664 SS1
Lineage: Eukaryota; Fungi; Basidiomycota; Agaricomycetes; Polyporales; Polyporaceae
Exons: 2
Coding region: 1-594 (197 amino acids)
Source: RefSeq, a predicted model, not a curated record